AUGAUGCCCGGAUUUUUUCACCCGGACGCAGACAGUCUCUAUGUGGAACAGGUGGAUUUUGGACCGCAACUGGGCGAACGUACCGUCGUCAGUGGACUGGCUGGGCUUUAUCCGGUGGAAAAAUUGGAAGGUCUUUACGGCGUGUUCGUCACCAAUCUGAAACCGGUUCGUAUGCGCGGCAUUGAAUCUCAGGCGAUGCUUUUGUGUGGCACAUACCAGUUGUCUGAUUCCACAGAAGAUCCGAAAACCAAUCGAUUGGUUCGUCCCAUACACAUUCUUCCUGAACAAAUGACCACAUUCGGUCUGGGUUCGCGGUUGGUGUUUCACAACCCGACUGCAUCGACUGCCGAGCAGACACGUGAUCCGGACACCGUGAUCGGGCCCAAAACGAAAUUGUGGGAUCGAAUCAGUCCGGAUUUGCUUCUGGGCGCCCCGGAUCGAUGCGUUGUGUGGCGUGACUGGCGCCUGGGUACUGUUUCGUCCGCUCCCGAUUGGGUUCUCGGCCCGGAAGAAUUACCGAUUGGAUCGAUUGUGCGCUGA
Echinostoma caproni is the source of this 540-nucleotide messenger RNA. NCBI's taxonomy places the organism in Eukaryota, Metazoa, Platyhelminthes, Trematoda, Plagiorchiida, Echinostomatidae. The record is from the annotation of a GenBank genome assembly.